AUGAUGAAUAAUUUUACAGAAACUGUAGGUGGAGCCUGGAAAAGAAAAACUAACACUGAUGUCUUCGCUUCACUUUCAUCACAGCUGCUUGAAGAUAGGAAUUCGAAGCCAGCAGAACCUAGUAUACAUCGACGAUAUUCGUUAUCUGAUAUUUCUCCUAGUUCAGAUUCACUCUGUUUGACUUUAACCAAGGAAAUACUUUUGAAAUGUGGGGGUGUUGAAGAUCCUUCAUGCCUUUUUGAAGUUGACGUCACACGUUUAGGUUUGGAAGGUGUCGACGAUGACCUCAGUUCAAGUUUUUCCUCGCUAAAGAAAAUAGUUGCUGCGGACAAUACAUUGUCGCUUGGUAGGCUUCAUGAUUUUUAUGAAUGCAUUUACUACUAA
This is a messenger RNA of Heterobilharzia americana, 384 nucleotides long. The record is from the annotation of a GenBank genome assembly. NCBI's taxonomy places the organism in Eukaryota, Metazoa, Platyhelminthes, Trematoda, Strigeidida, Schistosomatidae.